Molecule: messenger RNA, 765 nt
Organism: Clonostachys rhizophaga
Lineage: Eukaryota; Fungi; Ascomycota; Sordariomycetes; Hypocreales; Bionectriaceae
Source: the annotation of a GenBank genome assembly
AUGGCGCCGUACCGUGUAGCGGUCCUGGAAUGUGAUACGCCGAUUCAGCCUGUUCUGGAGGCCGUAGGCACCUACGGCAAGAUAUUUGAGCUGUUCUUGAGGAAGGGCUUCGAAGCUGCCAAGAAUGACGAUGGGAUGGGUCGCGCUGAUGUCGACCUGAAGGUGACUAUGACGAACGUGGUCAACUUCGGGGAGCUUCCUGAGCCUGAGAAUGUCGACGCCAUCUUGUUGACUGGGAGCAAACACAACGCAUACGAAGAUCAACCUUGGAUUAUUCGGAUCGUCGACUACGUCGGGAGGCUAUACGAGAAGCACAAUGUUCGCAUUAUCGGCAUAUGUUUCGGGCAUCAGAUCAUUGCCCGCGCACUGGGAGCCGAAGUGAGAAAAAACACGGGUAUAUGGGAAGUCUCCGUUGAUCUUAUCGAGCUAUCCCCUGAAGGGCGAAAAAUAUAUGGCGUCGAACAUUUGGCUCUUCAUCAAAUGCAUCAGGACAUUGUGGUCGGCUUGCCUAAAGGUGCGAUGAACAUUGGCAGUAGCCCUGUGUGUGAGGUUCAAGGCCUGCAUAUUCCAAGGCGUGUCUUCUCCUUGCAAGCCCAUCCAGAAUUCAGCGAGUCCAUAAUGCUACGAUUGCUCAAGUUGAGGCAUGACCAGAAGAUCUUCUCGGAUGCCCUGUAUAAAUCCGGCAUCGAACGGGCAUCAAGGCAUCAUGAUGGGUUAUUGGUGGCCAGAGCUAUCUGGAAGUUUUUGCUUAGCAACGAAACUUAA